AUGGUUGACAAAGACGAUAAGAAACCGAGCGAGAAGCAGAAGUCCAGUACAACCAAAUCUACAUCGUCGUCCAGGUUUAAUGCAGGAUCAAGCGCUAACAAGGCUGUCACGUCGAGCCGGGGCAGCGAAGGCUUCCACGCAGGCUCACGGUUUGCACCGGAUGCAGACCUGGUGACUGGCUUUUACGACAUUAGUCUCGAUGAUGAUCUGGUGGAGGAAGAAGAACAGGAGGGGGAGGAGGAGGAUGAGGAGAAUGAUGACGACUGGGAGAAGAUAGAGUCCGAAGGUCAUUCGUCUCACGUUGGCCAAGCUGAUCACAGACACAAGUAUUCAGAAGACUUUGGGGAGGACAACAGCAACAGGAAUGUCAGUCCAGACUGGGAGAUGGUGGAGAAGCCGGAACACAGUUCUUACAAUGGCCACGCUGAUCAUCCGAGGAAGUAUCAGGACAAAGGGAAGAAGAGCGGAAAGUGA
Molecule: messenger RNA, 474 nt
Organism: Fulvia fulva
Lineage: Eukaryota; Fungi; Ascomycota; Dothideomycetes; Mycosphaerellales; Mycosphaerellaceae
Exons: 1
Coding region: 1-474 (157 amino acids)
Source: RefSeq, a predicted model, not a curated record